UCGACAGGCAGUCGGCAGCGCAGGCUCUACGGUCGGUAUGUAGUAGUGGAGGGAGCGUCUGUCUUGGACUAAGAACAGAGGAAACGCUUUGAACAGAAAAUAACAGCAGUGGGAUUUAAUAUAAAACCUGACGAGGAUGAGACACAAUUUGUCCGCUUGAAGGAAAUUAAAACGCCGUUAUUCCUCUGAUUUAUCACCGCUUUUUACAAAAAUGGCGAAUGACUCUCCGGCUAAGAGCCUGGUGGAUAUAGACCUGGCAUCACUGAGGGACCCAGCUGGGAUUUUCGAGUUGGUGGAAGUAGUAGGAAAUGGCACCUAUGGACAAGUGUAUAAGGGUCGACAUGUUAAGACGGGCCAGCUGGCGGCCAUCAAGGUCAUGGACGUCACAGAGGAUGAAGAGGAGGAAAUUAAGCUGGAAAUCAACAUGCUGAAGAAGUAUUCGCACCACAGAAAUAUAGCCACAUAUUAUGGAGCCUUCAUCAAGAAAAGUCCACCAGGCCACGAUGACCAACUCUGGCUUGUUAUGGAGUUCUGUGGUGCCGGCUCAAUCACAGAUCUGGUGAAAAACACCAAGGGCAACUCACUGAAGGAGGACUGGAUUGCCUACAUCUCCAGAGAGAUCCUCAGGGGAUUGGCUCACUUACACGCCCAUCAUGUGAUCCACCGAGACAUCAAGGGACAAAACGUGCUGCUGACUGAAAACGCUGAGGUCAAACUGGUGGAUUUUGGUGUAAGCGCUCAGCUGGACAGGACAGUGGGCCGAAGGAACACCUUCAUUGGGACGCCCUACUGGAUGGCUCCGGAGGUUAUUGCUUGUGAUGAAAACCCUGAUGCUACCUACGAUUACAGGAGUGACCUGUGGUCCUGUGGCAUCACAGCCAUAGAGAUGGCUGAGGGAGCUCCCCCUCUGUGUGAUAUGCAUCCAAUGAGAGCCCUCUUCCUCAUUCCCAGAAACCCUCCCCCUCGACUGAAGUCCAAAAAAUGGUCCAAGAAGUUCUUCAGCUUCAUCGAGGGCUGCCUGGUGAAGAACUACACCCAGCGCCCCCCGACUGAGCAGCUUCUGAAACACCCCUUCAUUCGCGACCAGCCCAAUGAGAGGCAGGUCCGCAUCCAGCUCAAAGACCACAUCGACAGAACCAAGAAGAAAAGGGGCGAGAAAGAUGAGACAGAGUAUGAAUACAGUGGCAGUGAAGAAGAGGAGGAAGAAGCUUCUGAGCAAGAAGGAGAGCCAAGCUCCAUCGUCAACGUUCCCGGUGAGUCAACUCUGCGCCGCGACUUCAUCCGUUUGCAGCAGGAGAACAAGGAGCGCUCGGAGGCCCUGCGCCGCCAGCAGCUCCUGCAGGAGCAGCAGCUCCGGGAGCAGGAGGAGUACAAGCGCCAGCUGCUUGCUGAGAGGCAGAAACGAAUUGAGCAGCAAAAGGAGCAGCGGAGGCGGCUGGAGGAGCAACAGCGACGUGAGCGCGAGAUGAGGAGGCAGCAGGAGCGCGAACAACGUCGACGGGAGCAGGAGGAGAAGAGGCGCAUUGAGGAGAUGGAGCGUCGUCGCAAAGAGGAGGAGGAGCGCAGGAGGGCCGAGGAGGAGAAGAGGAGAGCCGACCGUGAGCAGGAGUAUAUCCGGCGCCAGUUAGAGGAGGAGCAGAGGCACCUGGAGAUCCUCCAGCAGCAGCUUCUUCAUGAACAGGCCAUGCUUCUUGCUGAUGAACGUUACAGGAAGAACAUCCAGGGUUCUCCACAAUCAGCGCAGACCAAACCACAGCAGCCUCCGGUGCCACCACGCUCAGAGCCGUUACACGCUAAUGGGAACGCUGCAUCUGAGGCGCCAGCGAUGCACCGGCCUGUGGAACCACAGGUCCGUUCCCAUCUGGCUGCUCUCAAGAGCAGCAGCAGUGUGGCUUCUCCAAACUCAUCCGCUUCAACCCCACCUGCCAUGUCCCGGUCGCACUCCUUCACAGAGCCACUAACACCUAGCUUUGAAAACCACCACCUGCACAAAAGCCAUGAAUCCCACCAGCACCAUAUUCCUCCAUCCUCAUCAUCAUCACCAUCAUUCUUAUCAUCAACGCCUGCACGCACUGAGCCACAAAACCAUCCCCAGUCCAGACCCAUGCCCAAUGAAAAGGUCCCGUCAGAAGAUGCCCCGCCGAGGGUUCCUUUAAGGACAACAUCGAGGUCUCCGGUGUUGUCAAGGCGAGACUCGCCUCAUCACCAUAGCAACGCCCCACAGAGCAGGGACGUCCUUCGAAAUGCUGGCAGUUCAGCAGAGCCUCGGCUCCUGUGGGAACGGGUGGAGAAACUUGUUCCCAAAACGAGCGGUAGUAGCGGCAGCGGAGGCUCCAGUUCCUCCAGCAGCUCCAGUAACUCCAGCUCUCAAUGUGGCUCUGGAGAGAGGUUCAGGGCCCGCUCUUCUUCCAAAGCGGAGGGUUCGCCCCUCCAGCGACCAGAGAAUGCUGGGAAAAAGCCGGAGGAGAGGAGGGACUUGGUGAGGCCGAACAAACCAGCGGACCUGACCGCUCUGGCGAAGGAGCUGCGUGCAGUGGAUGAUGUUCGUCCCCAGGGUAAGGUGACAGAAUACUCAUCCUCCAGCGAAGACUCAGACACCACUGAUGAAGAUGAUGAUGAAGAGGUGGACCAGGAGGCAGGUGAAGAGUCGACAUCUGGGCCAGAAGACACCAAAGCUGUUUCUUCCAAGCUGAGUAACGGGGAGACAGAGUCAGUGAAAACCAUGAUAGUUCACGACGAGGGUGAGAACAAAGCAGGGACGACCCGGUGCAAAGACAGCACGCUGGUUGUCAGACAGAGUGCAGGUGACAACAGAAAGCGUGUGGCCCCCACGUCAGGCCAAACGCAGACCCUUAGCCUACUUGCAGGCUUCUCUCCGAGCCCCGGCUCGGCUUCAGGGCAGGGACUCAUCCUCCACACCCCCAGCCCCCCAAACCAUCAUCAUCACCACCACCACCACCACCCCACGCAGCAUGCUGACAGGAAUGGCUUUGCUGGCCGCAUCCAUCACCUCCCAGACCUGAUCCAACAGAGCCACCAUUCCUCCCCCUCCUCCUCCGCAUCCAACUCCCCUUCUUCCUCCAGCCUUGCCAGUCCCUCCACCAUGUCCCCCCAGAGUCCCCUGGAGAAGCUCGGUAUCCUCACAGAGAGCCAGUCGAGUAACAACAUGCAGAAACACAAGUCCUCUUCGUCCUUCACUCCGUUCAUCGACCCACGCCUCCUCCAAGUGUCUCCAUCCACAGGCAGCGCCCUCAACAAUGUCGGCUACGGGAACGACGCCCGGCUGGCAGAGGCGCUGAGAGCGGACCCGUCUCGGAAAGGCUCCGUGGUUAACGUCAACCCCGUCAACACUCGCCCUCAGAGCGACACGCCAGAGAUUCGCAAAUACAAGAAGAGGUUUAACUCUGAGAUCCUGUGUGCCGCACUCUGGGGCGUGAACUUGUUGGUGGGAACAGAGAGCGGCUUAAUGCUGUUGGAUCGCAGCGGUCAAGGAAAGGUUUACCCACUGAUCAAUCGACGGCGCUUCCAGCAGAUGGACGUCCUGGAAGGACUCAAUGUUCUGGUCACUAUAUCAGGUAAAAAGAACAAGCUCCGUGUAUACUACCUGUCCUGGCUGAGGAACAAGAUCCUUCACAAUGACCCUGAGGUGGAGAAGAAACAGGGGUGGACCACAGUAGGGGAUCUGGAAGGCUGUGUUCACUACAAAGUUGUAAAAUACGAGAGGAUCAAGUUCUUGGUUCUGGCUCUGAAGAACUCUGUGGAGGUCUACGCCUGGGCACCCAAACCUUACCAUAAGUUCAUGGCCUUCAAGUCUUUUGGUGACCUGGUGCACAAGCCCCUGCUGGUCGACCUCACAGUGGAGGAAGGCCAAAGGUUAAAGGUAAUCUACGGCUCCUGCUCAGGCUUCCACGCUGUCGACGUUGACUCCGGGGCGGUCUAUGACAUCUACCUGCCGACCCACAUUCAGAAUAAUAUCCAGUCUCACGCCAUCAUCAUUCUCCCAAACACUGAUGGCAUCGAGCUGCUGGUGUGCUACGAGGACGAGGGCGUUUACGUCAACACCUACGGGCGCAUCACCAAGGACGUGGUGCUGCAGUGGGGGGAGAUGCCCACCUCAGUGGCUUACAUUCGUUCCAACCAGAUCAUGGGCUGGGGUGAGAAAGCCAUAGAGAUCCGCUCAGUGGAGACCGGUCAUUUGGACGGAGUCUUUAUGCAUAAGAGAGCCCAGAGACUCAAGUUCCUCUGUGAAAGAAAUGAUAAGGUUUUCUUUGCCUCUGUUCGGGCCGGAGGCUCCAGCCAGGUCUACUUCAUGACUCUGGGGCGAAGCAACCUUCUCAGCUGGUAGAGGUCCACGCCCUGCCAUCCUUUUUUUCUCCUCCUUCUCCUCAUCCUUCGCAUCGUCCCCCACCUCGCUAACACUGGAUCUCAGAACCCACCUCUGAUGUUUCUGUAAAUCCUCGGACAACGAAAAGAGAAACAAACACAACAGCUGACUGGCCCGUCAGAGAAGUCGGCAGCGACAACUUCAGCUUAUGGAGCUCGACCCAGUGCCCUGGGGCUCAACCUACGACCCAGUCGCUGCCCCUCAGAAAUACCGGAAGUGACGACUUGCUUAUAGAAGUGAAUCAAUAGCUUACAUGUUAAAGGAGGUAGAAAUUAACCUAAUGUGAAUUUAAGAAAAGAGGACAGACAACGUUGUGUUUUCCUCUCAGCUGUCUUGGUGCUUGUCGUGUUACGAUGGGAUCGAUGUUGAACUUCUGCUUCGUUUCCGUGCUCUCGGGUUGGUCAGUAACAUCGAUGUCUUUUAACUAGGAGUCUUGCAAACGCUACUAUCACUUCUACUACUUCUACUUUCUGCAGGUCUGCCUCUUGUAAGGGAGCUUUUCCACCCUCUGAGUUUAAGGCCAGAGUUUGCCUUUUUUAUGCCACAGGGGUGUGUAUAAAAGUAGAUUCAGGCCAGAAGAUCCAUCCGGGAUAAACCACAAAACUCUGGAUCCAGACAAGCAAGUGGGUGAGACCUGGUGUUAAACAGGGGCGUGUGUGUGUGAUGUGCUUUAAAGAAAACGGGAUGACGGAGAGAGAAAGGACCGAUCAGGCAGAUGGAUUUCAAAUUAGUAUUUUAUGAAUUCUUAUAGAGAGGUGUAACGUCGAGUUAAACAUGUCUUUAAGCUUUUAUUUUCCAUUCAUGCACAUUCAGCCACAGUCCAUUACUUGCUUGCUUCCUCCUUGGUGAGGCUUAUGUAAAGAAAGCAACAUGGGUGUGAUCCUACAAAUCAAAUCAACCUGUCGACGGUGACAGCCUGAGCUCCACUUAAGAAACUUGAACGGCUGUGAAUAGCUAUUCCAUGAGAAAAAAAAGCUGGUUUUGGACUGACGAAUUAGAAGAACGUUUAGCAUGUGUGCGUGCGUAUGUGUGGUCGGAGAGUUUGAAGUUGACGGCGAAUUGAAUUCCCAUGGCAGAGAGGGCAAACGCAUGGUUCAGCAGGUUUGUUUUAGGUGCAGGAGGAGGACUUCUACCUUCCAUUUCUCUUCUUUCGGCUCAUUGCAUCUUCCAUCUGUAUUAUUUGUAUGUAUGCACUAAGUGUCCAGAAUGUAGAGAGACUUCUUACUGUGUGGUGGUCCAAGGCAUGCAAUGAUGUUUCGCUUUGUAUCUUUGUCACAAGUGGUCGAUUCUAGAUGUUUAAUUUCAAGGUAAAGUGAUUAAAAGCUACAGCAGCAGA
This is a messenger RNA of Girardinichthys multiradiatus, 5720 nucleotides long. RefSeq names its product mitogen-activated protein kinase kinase kinase kinase 4 (gene map4k4). Gene Ontology annotation, biological process: protein phosphorylation. Gene Ontology annotation, molecular function: ATP binding; protein kinase activity. NCBI's taxonomy places the organism in Eukaryota, Metazoa, Chordata, Actinopteri, Cyprinodontiformes, Goodeidae. The transcript has 31 exons. The record is from RefSeq and is a predicted model, not a curated record. The coding region runs from base 212 to 4345 and encodes 1377 amino acids.